Molecule: messenger RNA, 1146 nt
Organism: Bacidia gigantensis
Lineage: Eukaryota; Fungi; Ascomycota; Lecanoromycetes; Lecanorales; Ramalinaceae
Exons: 5
Coding region: 1-1146 (381 amino acids)
Source: RefSeq, a predicted model, not a curated record
AUGGCUGACUACAAUAAAUUGGCUACACUAAUGGCGACACACCAAGACAUGGCCAUUUUCCGAGCAUUUUCGUCGUUAAAUGUUCAAAAUAUAUUAUGCUUACAGGCCGAAUUGACCCAUCUCGAAGCUGAGUUAGCAGAUAUAGCUAUCGCGAACAAGACCUCAGGAGACAGGGAAAAGAUGGCUUUCCAGUAUUCAUUCUUUGACUUGAAGGGCUCUGGUAACACAAAUAACGACCUGCAAUGGCGGAAAGUUGUCGAAAUCCGCGGCGUUCUGGAAGCAUAUAGUUACCUUUUUCCCGAAGACACAGCGCUUCUUCAAUUUGCUCAAUUGCAACAGCUGUCGAAGCCGACCACAAGUAAUCUGAGUGUAUUAAAAGAGUGGUUGGAGCGACCUGAAGGUGGCGAUUUCUUCUUGCGAGGUAGAGAAGCUGAGAUGUGGGACAACGGCCGAGACACCAUCACGACAUCAAGUUUGCGUGCCGAGCACGACAGCCUCACAAAGCUCAUUAUUAAUAGACCCAAGAUGCGCAACGGCGAAGAGUGGAAUGGGCUUUGGUAUUAUGACGAUGCCGUGAUCGUCACGAUAGCCAACAUCACAAGUAUCGCACUCUCAUCGAUACUACCAGCACUCUCCGUACUAGCUCUUUACGUGGCAGGGUCACGCGCGGAGCUAGACAUUACGAUAUGCUGUGGCAGUCAAGAGUCUGCGAAGACAACUCCAGCGAUCGCGGACAAGUCGCUAUCUGUCAGCAUGAUCUCUAAGAGUCUUGUUCAAUACCUGCGGUGUAAGGUCAAGAAUUGUCAAAAAAGAGAGGAGCGCGACCACAAGGGAAACCCACGCGUUCUGGAGCAGUAUGUCGAGCUGAGCUGGCAUAAAGCGGGGGAAGCAGCAAUGGUAUUUCCAGAAAAAUUCUACAUUCUGGACUAUUGCCAACCGCUCGUAAUCCUUGGGAAGACUGCCCACAGUGGCAACUCUUCAGGUUCGGAGAUCGGUGUGAUCGCUAUGAAACCUCAAGCCGACGAUGAAGACGAGAAACAAGAGCAAGACCGUAAACGUAAGGAAGCCCAAGAACGCAACGCCAAAGAGAAGGAGAUACAGAAAAGCAAAGAGAAGGAGAAGCAACAGCAAAGCAAGAAGGGCUAG